CUCAUCCUUGCCUCUGUUCCUAAGUUCUAUCCUCACCUUUGCUUCCUGUUCUACAUCAGCUGCUAAGUGGACUGUAGGAGGAAACAUGGGGUGGGCCACCAUUGUGAAAUACACUCUCUGGGCUCAGGACUAGCACUUCUACAAUAGAGACUGGAACUAUAAGCUGAUAUGGAUUGCUAUGUUUGAUUUGUGUUUUGUAUGGGAGUUCAAUGGAUGGAUCUGAAUGGGUACUCCAAGUUACUUGAAGUUGUUAUCGAUCCAGCUUUUGCUGUUGCAAAGUUACUUAAGUUGCACUUUAGCUCUUUCUAUUAUUGUAAUUUGCUGCUGGAAGAAGCAGCUCAGAUCCAUAUUCUGGUUCUGUUCAUUCAGAAGAUCCUAGCUUUUACUUUUUAGCUACUUUUUCCUAUGAUAAAUGAAUUAGAAUUUCCUAAAUUGCUGUCUUCAUUUAGUUUAGUUUCACACUUAUGAAGCUUGAUUUCUGCUAAAUCAAUUUCUAUGAGUUAAAUGCUGACUCCAUUGAGAUAAGUUUCAAAGUUCAAACUGAAACGAAAGAUAUCCUUUAGUUUCCAAAAGCUUUUACCUGUUUAUUAGAUUGGGGAAGAAAAGGGAGCCUAAAUUAAAGUUCAGAAGAUCAU
This is a messenger RNA of Rubroshorea leprosula, 635 nucleotides long. NCBI's taxonomy places the organism in Eukaryota, Viridiplantae, Streptophyta, Magnoliopsida, Malvales, Dipterocarpaceae. The record is from the annotation of a GenBank genome assembly.